GCGUGGUCUGGUAAACAGCACUGAUCCACACCAGGCUUCACUAACUGCUCCUUCUCAUCCGGACUAACAGAAUAAGACAGGAUGAGUUUAGUAGAAUAGGUCAAGUCAGGAUGUUCUGAUCCAAACGGAUACUAGGUCUAAUAGUUCUACUUUUGUGCAGCACCUACACGAGCGAACCGGUGAACAUGUCGGUGUCUCAGGUCUGUCCUGGUCUGUACGUCAGUGGUCUGGACUCGGCUCUGAACUGCAGCGUGUUGAGCAGCAGGAACAUCACCCUCGUCGUUAACGCCAGUGGACUGGAUAACGUGUCCUACCCUGAUCUGGAAGGUCUGCAGGUCCUUCACGUCCCUAUCCAGGAUCAGCCUCAUGCUCCCCUGGAACAGUACUUUGACCCUGUGGCAGAGCAGAUCCACCAGAACCAAGCAGGAAGGACUCUGGUUCACUGCACUGCGGGCAGAAGCAGAUCCCCUUCCCUGAUCAUGGCCUACCUGAUGAGGUUUGAGGCCCUCAGCCUGCGUCAGGCUCAUGAACUCAUUCUGCAGCAGCGUCCAUUCAUUCGGCCUAACGCUGGUUUCUGGAGGCAACUGAUUAACUAUGAGAAGACCCUGUACAGCAGAAACACAGUGCGGAUGGUGAAGACCACUGCUGGAGUCCUGCCAGAAGCUGUGCCGGACUCUGGGGACUCAGCAGCAUACACAACAUACAACAUGUGACGUUCUGGGAUCAGUAAAGUGGUCAAUUAGUAAAAACAAAGUAUGUCUGUAAUGAGAAUAAAGUAUUCAUAGGAU
This is a messenger RNA of Betta splendens (Siamese fighting fish), 788 nucleotides long. Its product is annotated as dual specificity protein phosphatase 18. Bases 186 to 713 code for a protein of 175 amino acids. Gene Ontology annotation, molecular function: MAP kinase tyrosine/serine/threonine phosphatase activity. The transcript has 3 exons. Lineage: Eukaryota; Metazoa; Chordata; Actinopteri; Anabantiformes; Osphronemidae. Gene Ontology annotation, biological process: protein dephosphorylation. The record is from RefSeq and is a predicted model, not a curated record. Gene Ontology annotation, cellular component: cytoplasm.